GGUUCCGGCAGCCGACCGGCUGGGACGGUGCCGCAGCGUGAAGGAGUUUGAGAAGCUGAAUCGGAUCGGGGAGGGCACGUACGGCAUCGUGUACCGAGCCCGGGACACACUGACCGACGAGACAGUGGCACUGAAGAAGGUGCGGAUGGACAACGAGAAAGAUGGAAUGCCCAUCAGCAGCCUGCGGGAGAUCACCCUGCUCCUGGAGCUCAAGCACCCCAACAUCGUGGAACUGAAGGAGGUGGUUGUGGGAAACCACCUGGAGAGCAUUUUCCUGGUGAUGGGAUACUGCGAGCAGGACCUGGCCAGUCUCCUGGAGAACAUGCAGACGCCCUUCUCAGAGGCUCAGGUGAAGUGCAUCAUCCUGCAGGUGCUCAAGGGCCUGCAGUACCUCCAUGAGAACUACAUCAUCCACAGGGACCUGAAGGUUUCCAACCUGCUGAUGACAGACAAAGGCUGUGUGAAGAUAGCUGAUUUUGGCCUGGCACGCACCUACGGGAUGCCCCCUAAGCCCAUGACCCCCAAAGUGGUGACUCUGUGGUACCGUGCGCCGGAGCUGCUGCUGGGGAUGACGACCCAGACCACCAGCAUCGACAUGUGGGCUGCUGGCUGCAUCCUGGCCGAGCUGCUGGCACACAAACCGCUGCUGCCAGGCACCUCGGAGAUCCACCAGAUCGACCUCAUCGUGCAGCUCUUGGGGACACCCAACGAGAACAUCUGGCCAGGGUUCUCCAAGCUGCCGCUGGCCACCCAGUACACCCUGCGCAAGCAGCCCUACAACAACCUGAAGCACAGGUUUCCCUGGCUCUCGGAGGCUGGGCUGCGGCUGCUCAACUUCCUCUUCAUGUAUGACCCCAAGAAAAGGGCCACGGCCAAGGACUGCCUGGAGAGUUCCUACUUCAAGGAGAAGCCCUUGCCCUGUGAGCCAGAGCUGAUGCCCACCUUCCCACACCACCGGAACAAGCGGGCGGCCAGCACGGCGGUGGAGAGCCAGGCCAAGCGCAGCAAGCCCUGAGCUGUGCCAUGGGCAGAGGUGUGGUGUGUCCUGGCUGAGGAGGAUUCCCUCAGCCCAACAGUCCUGGAUCCAUCCGUUCUCAGGAUGGCUCCUGAAUCCAUUUUGGAGGCUGGGCAGGCUCCAGUCGGGGGCCAGGUGAGCGUGGUGCUGGGGCCAGGAGAAGAGAGAUGGGGCCCAGGGAUGCCCAGGCUUGUCCCACAGGGGUCCUGGCUUGUGCUGUCUGUGUGGGGGAACCCCAACUCUGCCA
This is a messenger RNA of Ficedula albicollis (Collared flycatcher), 1262 nucleotides long. RefSeq names its product cyclin-dependent kinase 10 (gene CDK10). The record is from RefSeq and is a predicted model, not a curated record. Gene Ontology annotation, molecular function: ATP binding; cyclin-dependent protein serine/threonine kinase activity. The coding region runs from base 146 to 1015 and encodes 289 amino acids. The transcript is spliced from 13 exons. Lineage: Eukaryota; Metazoa; Chordata; Aves; Passeriformes; Muscicapidae. Gene Ontology annotation, biological process: regulation of mitotic cell cycle; protein phosphorylation. Gene Ontology annotation, cellular component: nucleus.